Medicago truncatula (barrel medic) is the source of this 1315-nucleotide messenger RNA. Its product is annotated as GATA transcription factor 7. Bases 155 to 1060 code for a protein of 301 amino acids. NCBI's taxonomy places the organism in Eukaryota, Viridiplantae, Streptophyta, Magnoliopsida, Fabales, Fabaceae. The transcript is spliced from 3 exons. Gene Ontology annotation, biological process: cell differentiation; positive regulation of DNA-templated transcription. Gene Ontology annotation, cellular component: nucleus. The record is from RefSeq and is a predicted model, not a curated record. Gene Ontology annotation, molecular function: zinc ion binding; sequence-specific DNA binding.
AUGCUAGCUUAGCUACUGUAUUUAUUUUAUUUUAAAUUCUAUUAAAAAAAAAUCAACAAGUACAAGAGCAUAGAGAAGAAAGAAAACUUCCAACUUCACUGCCGUUUCUCCUUCGAUUCUUAUUCUUCUUCUUCUUCUUCUUUUUCACAGAAAAAUGGAGUUUGCAGUAGCAAAAGCUUUGAAACCGAGUUUAAGAAGCGAGUUUGUUUUUCAACAAACUCUCGGCGAGGAACUUUUUAGCUUCACUGCCAACACGGUGGUUGCCGGUGAAGAUUUCUCCGUUGACGACCUCCUUGACUUCUCUCACGGCGGUGAUAUUCUUCACCACGACGGAGAUGAACAAGAGAAAGAGAGUAGUUUAUCUCCUUCUUCUCAAUCACUCUCAGAAGAUAACAACUCAAAUUCCACCGGCGCUUCCUUUGAUUCUUCCAUUUUCUCAACCGAAUUACUCGUUCCCGAUGAUGACGUGGCAGGCCUGGAAUGGGUUUCACAUUUCGUAGAUGAUUCUCUCCCAGAACUAUCUCUUCUCUACCCGGUUCAAAUUCAAACCAACGCGUGUCCUAAACAACAUGAAACUCAGCAUGGAAAAACUUUACGUUUUUCAACUGAAAAAAUGAAAAUUACCACCAAGACCAGAACCGUGAAGAAUAGAAAACCCAACCCUCGCGUUUGGGCUCAGCGCCCGUUUUUUCCGUCGCCGUCUGUUGUUUUUGGUGCACCACCAGCGAAGAAACAGAAGAAAAAGCCCGAGGCUCAAGUUGUUGGGCAUGAGGCCCAAGAAGAGGGCCAGUUACAACGACGGUGUAGUCAUUGCCAGGUGCAGAAGACGCCGCAGUGGAGAACCGGUCCGAUGGGUGCUAAAACCCUUUGUAACGCGUGUGGGGUUCGAUAUAAAUCCGGUCGGCUUUUUUCGGAGUAUAGACCGGCUUGUAGCCCAACUUUCAGCAGUGAAAUUCAUUCCAAUAGCCACCGUAAAGUGUUGGAGAUGAGGAAGAGGAAAGGAAUGGUUGGACCGGAACCCGGUUUACCGACUCAGACCCAAAUGGUUACCACUUGCUGAGUCAUUAUUAUUAGAUUAGGAGAUACUCCACCAACCCGGUUUGAACCGGGUCACUUUUUUGUAAAAUAUUUAGUGGUUGUAGUUGUAGUGCUAGUCGUCAGCAGCAGCAGCAGGUAACGGAUAUUAUUAGGAAGGAUUUUAUUGUUUGUAUCCAAUUUUCCUACCUUUCUUCCUUUUAAUUAAUUAAUCUAAUACUGUUAGAUAUACCUCUUAUGUAGAAUUGUGAUUUUUGACUUAAUUCUAAUUAUUUUCCAA